Molecule: messenger RNA, 1415 nt
Organism: Owenia fusiformis
Lineage: Eukaryota; Metazoa; Annelida; Polychaeta; Sabellida; Oweniidae
Source: the annotation of a GenBank genome assembly
AAAAUCCGGGUGAAAAACAAGAUGGCUCAACAGAAACUAUGGAAACUAAUGAUUUGCAUGAGUGUUCUAUUCGGAGGCACACAACUUCUGUUCAGUUAUAUAGCUAUACAGAUAGCUAAAAACAACCAGGUGUCUGUACAGAUCGACAAUCAUGCCAAUCAAAUUGAUAUAAAUCAGAUAGGGCUUAAUGAAGAGGAAGAAAAGCUUGAAUACUACAGGCUGAAACAUGAGCAAAUGAGAAAAUCACUAGAAAAUGUGAAAGACAAAUCUGAUAAAAAUGUGAAGGAAAUUAAUUCUGGUGAAAAUGUGAAGGAAAAAUCAGGUGAAAGUGUGAUGGGAAAAUCUGUUGAUAAUGUGAACAUAAAAUCUGGUGAAAAUGCUGAGAAUAUAAAAUCCAGUGAUAAUUUUAAGGAUAAAUCUGGUGAAAAUACCAAACUAAACACUAAAACUGUGGAUAAAAAUAUAGAAUCUUCAACAUUCUUGACGAUUUGCACAACAUUUUCCGAAAAUGAAGAAAUGAGAUUCCAAGUCCAGAAUAACACAUUACUAAACUGGAAUUAUAUCAAAUCAAACUUAAAAACAAACAUUGUUGUUUACAGCAAUUCAACUGAACAUGCAGAAAACUGUAAAACAUUUGACUGUGAUAUUUCACCUCUGAUUCCACAACUGACAAUAUCAAAACGACCAAUGUUACGUGAGAUGUUUCUUGAUAUGGAAAAGCGCUAUGCAAGCAAGUUUUAUGGUUAUUGUAACGGAGACAUUCUUUUCAAUGGUAAAGAACUCAAGAACACAUUUGAAGCAAUUCUAAAUUUUGCAGAGCAAAAUUUCAUCAAUGGUUACUUAAUCCUUGGCAGUAGACAUCAAGUAAAUUUUCAACAUUUUAGAGAUGGCAAAAGGGAAUUCAAAAAGAUAAACAUUGGUGAUGAAAAUGAAAUAAUGGAAUUAACUAAAACUGAAAAUUCUUUCAUUGAUAAACACAGAGGUGCAUAUGACUUUUUCUUCGCUAGAAAAUCAGGAUUUCCAUGGGCGGAAAUUCCACCCUUUGUGGUGAGCCAGGCCGGAUUUGAUUCCUGGAUGAUGAUUUAUGCAAAUAAGAUGGAAAUUCCUGUCAUUGAUGUAACAAAUACUCUAACGGCAGUACAUCAGUAUGGUGCAGUGAAACAACAAGAGAACCAAUUCUAUAUCAACACACAUUCUCAUAAUCACGCAGUAUUUUGGAGUUCAUUACUGAGAGCAAAUUCAAGUAUGUUUGUAGCAACGUGUGCAUUGUAUAAAACUAUAUAUGACCAGGGACAAGUUAAAGUAGUACAAAAUAUGGAGAGGGAUGCAAACGUAUGUGUUUAUAAGUACAAAAUUCAAAUCCCUGAUCCAAACAAUGAUUUCUACCAACAACUUGGAGUUCUCCCAUAUGAUGA